UGCGUCGAUCGAUCAGACGAUCCAUGGUUGGCUUUUGGGUUGUGCAGGUUGUUCAGUGCACUUGACCAUGACAAUCCAAUCCAAUCCAAUCCAAUCCUCGCUGGCAUACUGAGAAUGGCACAAUGGUUCUGUCUUUUAUCUCUGGCGCUAUUGUCCAGUGGGACGGGAUUUGUUGGAGUUACCCGUCCUUCAGUACGACGACGGAUCCGUUUGUCCAAUCAUCAGAGUGAUGCAUCGUCGUCAUUGCAGGAAGCCUACCAGGAAGCGCGUGAGAUCAGGACACUGCAAGGUCACGAAUCUGCCCUUUUGCGUUACCAGCAAAUUUUGAAGGACAACCCUGACGAUUGGACUGCUGGGACGCGUAUUGCAGCAGCACAGAGCUCGCCUCGGAGACAGGAUCUAGCUUGCAAUGCCACAUUAGACGAUGUCAUGUCCAACAAGUCGGAGAUCCAGCUACUGCAAAAAAUGCUGAGCGAGCACAACUAUACACACCAACGUAUCUGUGAUUUCUUUGGCAUAAAAACUAAGCACGAAGAUCCAACAUCGUCAUGGUAUUGUUCUUGUGAAGGGGGUCCUCUGUUUCUAACCCCAGCAACCCCGGGGUCUGUCUCAAAGUACAAUCAUCCAUUGGCGGCACACCAAAAUCAGAAACAACAAGUUCCUUCUGCAGUAGCUUGCCUUAUAACCUUAUUCUUGCUCAGCUUGGCUGUUCCCAAGAAACUGCUAGAAGCCUCAAUCGGUGAAGAGUCCAUGCAACGAAUGCAAAAAGUGGGAUGGGUCUAUCCCUGCGAAAUCAACUCAGAGUUGAUGGUUCCAUACGUCCAUGUCUUUCCAGUGGACUUCGUGAGCCCAAUCGCCACCGUCGGGAGGAGAAAGACAUUGUGGUUCGUCACGGAUUUGCAUCCACGAGUCCUCUCCGCGACAACUGUGGGCACUGGCACGGAUAAGGGCAAUGCGGUCAUGUACAUUGGACCCGAUUCGCUAGCAUUGGCACAACACUUUGAUCCUUAUUCAUACUUGUCACAGAGGAAUUGUUACAGUGAUACGACGUCACCACCCACCAUACUAAAUGGACUAGAUCUUUGUACGGGAAGUGGCAUUCAGGCCCUUGCAGCUAUAACGCAAUGGAAACUGAAGCUAGAGUCAUCGUCGGCAACCUCCUCUCGCCACCAAACCAGGCUCCACAUGACGGCCGUCGACAUCAAUCCACGAGCACUUCGUUUCACUCUCUUCAAUGCCAUUCUCAACGGAUUGGAGCAUCAUAUACAGCUUGUACAGGCUGAUCUCGUCUCGGGGAGCAUCAUUGUUGGCAAAACCCACGAUCAACAGAAUUUGGAGGACUACUUUCGGGAAGGGAACCGCAAGUAUCAACUCAUUCUGGCAAAUCCUCCGUUUCUCCCAGUGCCUCCUCCGCCAAGUGAUGCCCACAAAUCUUCGUCAGAAAUGGUGGAUGCAAUAGACCAACGGUAUGGUUUGUUCUCUUCUGGGGGGGCCUCGGGAGAAGUCGUCCUGCAACGAAUAAUAGAAGUUGCCAGUCGACACUUGGAGGUGGAUGGGGUCGCGGGGGUUGUGUCGGAAUUCUUUCUGCAAAGUCAAGACCCACACUACGAACGUUUCUCCAAAUGGUGGACGGGUGUGCAAUCAUCAUCAUCCAAGGCACCAGGUCGAGCUGUACUUUUUGUCAAUGAAAACCCCAUUACAGCACAGGCCUACGCAGAAAGAAGGGCAGACAAUCCACAAGAAGCAGAGGUUUGGAUGGACCACUUAAAGUCACUGAAUGUUACAACGGCAUCGCCUGGGAUGCUCUAUACCCAAAAGCAACCACCACCAGCGGCCAUGCAUCGCGAUCUGGACUUGAUGAUUGUGAAGGUACCCAAGACAAGUCAGGGCUCUGUUUGGACGCCCUCCAACUAUGAUGCAACUCAGUACACGCAGCUCACUACUCGAAAAAUAUUUGACUGGCCUUUGAAUGGAGACCGGUGACUAAUUUGUCAAACCAAUACUACUAGGGAAGAUGUGCGUGAUUUGACGUCUAAGGCGCUCAGCCCAUGUAGAUGUUUGCAUGACAUGCAGUUCAGUGCUCCUUACUUCUUAAAAGCAAACCUGCAGGGUCAAUCAUCCAUAAUGGAACGAGCUUCCUCCUACAUGGUACACAUCUUUGACUGCCCUCAAAAGAGCCAAAUCUCUUGCAUGUUACACUUGUAGAAUUUCCUGCAUUAACUGGGAAAUCGAACCGUCAUGGUUCUCGAUGCAGUUUUCCCCCAUGAACUUCACGAUCAUCCGCAGCUUCGGGUGUGAGUGUGCCUUUCCUCAAGAAUAGUGUGGGCGUGGAAUCAGCAAGGGCCCGAAGGAAAUCGUCUAAGACAGGAGGACAUAGAACUUGGUUCCCUGUUCCCGGACCCAAUCAACAGCAUGGAGUACUUCCACAAGAGGAGUUGAUUCGAUUCACUGAACUUAGGCUGGUGGGGUAUUGUCCUCGUCGCUGUCGUUAUUCUCGCCAAUCCGAUGACUAUUGGCGGAUUCUGUUGUUGACGCAGAUGAAGACGUCUCAGUUGCUUGUGCCGUGUCUUCGGCACCAACUUGAUCGGUGUUGUUGCCGUCAUUGGAUGCCCUGAAUUGAAGGACCAUUGGAGGAAUAAGAAACUCCUUGCGGCACAUGGGGCACUCGUACCGCUGCAGAAGCCAUUGGUAGACGCACUCCCUGUGAAAGACGUGGGGGCAGUUGGGGUUGUUCGACUUGGACACGAGAUCUCCCUCUCGGAAAUGAGAUAGGCAAAUGGAACAUUCGCCAUCACGGAUGCUGCCGUUCAUCGAUACAAGGAUUUCGCCAUUCUCGACAUCUUGGCUCUCUGGAUCUUGUGUAGUCUGCAAAGUGUCUGCCAUUGUGCCAUCAUCGCCAUCUUUCUCGCCAUCUUCCUGCAAGUUCUGGUGUUCCUGAUGAUCAGUGGUCCUUUGAGCUUCUUCUUCUAUUCUCCAAGGGUAAGAUUGCAAGGUUUGAUCAAGAAACAUUAUUCGCAACUCUUCGCUGCUGAGUUUCCUGACGAAUGACAAACCAAAGGGCGAUUUGCCAUGAGGAAUAUCCAUCCAGCUCACUGCUGCCCGAAGCCUGCGGGCUUUCCAUGGUUUCGUUGUAGGGCAUGGUCAAUAUCGUAUUUUAAGUCUCGCUACCACAGUGGAAAUGCAACACCAAUAACUUCUGUCGCCUUCAUCAUCUUCUGCUCAUCACGUUUGUGUUCCAUGUUCCAUUGCAUCAUUGCUUCGUCAGCAGCAAAAAAGCCAGCGAAGCCCUUUUAGCAUACACGGACCGGUAAAUGUGAACCUUGGCGUUGGCCUCCACAGCUCUGCAACUCCCUCCUCUUGGCCCACACGAACAUAUGGUGCCUUAUCCAAGGACCGACAGAGGCUCAAUCUCUACCAUAACACUGGGACACGAUCUCGGCCCCUCGCGUAGCUACUACGCCAACAGAAGGAGAUCCAUUAACGGAAGAUGAAGCGAAAGAAGGAUCAGACUUAUGGCGGGCCAGAAGGAGCCCCCCGAGGGGGUUGCGUUCGGCCAUGUAUACAGUACCAUACACAAUUGACUCUAUCGUCUAGCUAGGUCUAUUAGUAGACCCUGGCACUUGCAGCUUCAAUGUUUUCUCAAAUGCUCGAAGCUGAUCUUGAAACCCGCCGUUAGGAGACACACAGGGUCUCCUCCUUCUGACUCUGGCAAGUGCUUCAUCAUACUGAAUUCCUUGCGAAUGCAUCACAUAAGCGACAACCGUGGCACCUGACCGGGAUAUACCGGACACACAAUGUACCAGAAUACCCGAGUUAUCAUUUUUGGCCUGGUCAAGAAAUUCAAACGCUGACUUCCAGUGUUGUUUCAAAUCCUCCGAGGGAUCAUCAUCGACAUCGAUUUGCUGGUAUUGAAUGCCUUCAUGGUGCGUCAUUCGUUCCAUGUGAGUGGCGACCGUCAGAAUACGGCGGAUACCGUGCUGGAGCAGCCAAUCCCGAUCCAAUGUACUUCCUUCUCCACCCAACCAUAACAAGCCGUCCAUGAUUUCACUGGGUUCCUCCCAUUUCAGUUUCCGGGUCACUUUCAUAUCCAGGUCAAAGGCAGAGUCGUAACAUGGGGGACAGAUGGGAAACGCUUUGUACUUGGAGGGUACCUGAAAUAAAGCGUCACAGAGAGUACAGCGUGUCAUGGCGUUGUUGUUUGGGGACUAUAUAGCUGUUGUUGUGGCUCAACAGUGGCAACGAAGUCGGAACUUUGAAAUACGUGGAUCCAAGUUUGACCUCUGCAAGCCAUUGAAGCGGUAAUUACACCCAUACAGUCCCGUACCGGUACGGUACGCACGGUGCGGCACGUGCUCCCAAGACACAGGCUGUACUAGCUAGUAUCCGCGACAAAAACCAAGA
Seminavis robusta is the source of this 4401-nucleotide messenger RNA. Lineage: Eukaryota; Bacillariophyta; Bacillariophyceae; Naviculales; Naviculaceae. The record is from the annotation of a GenBank genome assembly.